This is a messenger RNA of Penaeus indicus, 7303 nucleotides long. RefSeq lists its product as uncharacterized. The transcript is spliced from 2 exons. The record is from RefSeq and is a predicted model, not a curated record. The annotation marks the transcript as partial. Lineage: Eukaryota; Metazoa; Arthropoda; Malacostraca; Decapoda; Penaeidae.
UUGCAGGUGAAUAAGGCAGUAGCCACGUCCCCUGUCCAGGAGGGCGCCCAGGAGAGACGGAUUCCCCACCACCACGCCCACCCGCCCAACCAGAGCCCCAGCGGGAAGACCCAGGCCCAGGCCAGCCAAGCGGCGCCCCAGGCCUCAGCCACCCAAACCGCAUCCCAAUCGCAGAAGGGCGUUCGCUUCCUCCCCGACUACCGCUCCAUAUCGACGGAGAAGCAGAGAGACCAGGACAGCUCCGAGUCCGAGACCGAGAACACCACGAACGACGAGGAGGCUCACACGACCGAGAAGUUCCUCUUGCUUAUUGACCAGCUGUCUGUGGACACCAAGAAGCACCUUUCCAUCAAGGACAUUGGGGUCAUCCUCGAUAGGUUAUCUUCCAAAAUUGUUGAUGUUGAAAAGUUAGAUCGAGAAGCUGAAGAGGAAGAUUGCUUUAACUGGACAAUCAAAGCAACAAUCCGAGGUGAUACUUUAAGAGAACUCGGUGUUGUAUAUAAUGGCCAUUAUUACUCCAUUAGUGAACAUCCGGGCUACGGUCAGAAAAAAGAGGAGGAGGAGGAGGAAGAAGAAGAAGUAGAAGAAAAAGAGGCGGAGAAAGAACCCGUCUGACUGUCUUCGGUCAAUUGUGCUCGUUGGACAAACAUGUUUUUUGGUUUGUUGGUAAAAAAGUCAGGAUUAGGUAUGCAAUGAUCGACAAGAUGUGUUUGUUUUUUGUCGAAGUAAUGUUGUUGAUAUAAACAGGGUGCGAAUGUUACGUGCAGACAGUAAGUAAAUGAAGAUUAGAAUAGUGUUAAGUGACUGAGUGCGACCUUUCAAGAGUUCCCCCCACUUGCAACAACGGCGGCUCGCCAGCCUCGGCCGCUGCCUCAGUGCCGCCACGGCCGCGCCACGGUCGUGUGCUCUUGUUUCUAGUGUACAUAGGCGGGAGGAGGCGCCGCAACCACCUAUGCCGCGUGAGAGAUGCCGGCCGUUCCCUCAGUGGUCUGCCAGGGUCUAUCACGCUUGUAUUUAGAAGACAAUCGACGAGCUACCCUGCAGGCAGGCUUUAGCGUAGCUUCUGACCAUCACAUGUCACUUGUUACAUGGACACAAGGCCGAGAUGUAACCCUCAAGCGAAGUGUUCAAGCAACCACAGCCAUGCUAAGUCCCCCCCUCCUGUUGGGUCUGUAGCAGCCAGCUAGGAUCAAGUCCCCUUCCCUCAGCCUGGAUCUCAUCCUGCUUUGGACAAGAGUGUUGUGCUCGAGUCGCUUCGAACAGCGAGUCGACGGCUCGAACCCGGCCGGGAAGCGGUGGCGGAUGGGUGCUUGAGGCAGCUUUGUGGGGCCGACCCCUGUGGCUGCCCGCUGCGGCCUCUCUCCUGCCUCAAUUGUCUACACCGUGGAAGAGACAAGUAAAUGAUGCAAAUAACUAAUGACAGUAAUAUAUAAAUAUAAAUAUAUAUAUAGAUAUAUAUAAUCCAUCCUUUUGUGGAUUACGUACAGCUAAAACAAAAUGGUUAUUUCCUGAGGUCGAGUUUCUACCGCCAAAUUGAAAAAUAUACUUAUAUUUUGAUGAAGUGAAUGAAAACCUUGCUAUACGAGGUAAACAUUUGUGCCAAGAUGAAGCAGCGAGAGGAGGAAGCUGUUGUGUGUUUAGGUGAUCUCAGAUAUGCUCAAAACCAAUGUGUAUGGAAGAUAGUGACAAAGACCUUUUUUCAAAGUUAUUAUUGAUAAUGUUCUUGGUAGUAAUUCAUCUUAUAUAGAGGUGACACCAGUUUUUAAGAGCAAAAAAAAAAAAUAUUUCUUACUUCUAACCCUCGAUUAUGACUAUAAGACAGAGCCCGUGAGGUGUUGUUGGUGCCCGUGCUGAGUAAGAUAGUAUUUGUGUCCCUUUCAUUUCACUCUGAGUUUUAUUUGAACCCCCAAUAAGGUCCCUAUUUGCCAUGUGUUAUUGAAUAAGAAUAUAAUACUUGUUGAGGCUUGUCAUUUAAAUACUUAAGAGUAACUGGAAGCGGACAAAUGUUUUGUUUAGAACUCAAGAAACGCGGCAGACGGUUUGUAGUUCAGUCAGUGGUGUCUUGGUGCCCAUCGCAAGCGCUGUGCCUUCCAAUCAUGUACACUGAAAGCAAUUUUGUUUCCUUAGAUGAGGAACUGCGCUUGGAUGAAGUAAUGUCGGUACGCCCGGGCAUAAUUUUGUUGGUGCAAGUUUUUUGUGCAUCAGAGGAGCCAUCAGCGACUGUCAAACCUUAGUGGGCUGUUCAAGAUGGCCAGCAACUCCCCAUUCUGACUUUAUUUCAAGUUAUGUUACUUUACCUUAAUUUCAAUCUUCUGGUAGAUCUUUGAGGGAAAAAAUAUUUAGCACAGAUUAUUAUUCUUUAAAAAUAUUGAUUUCUUCCCGUUUUUGAUAGUAUGCAGUAGGUGAUGUACUAAUGCCCGACGAAGGUACUGCCUCUGAGGUGGAGGUGCGGCCUUGGGAGAAAGUAUUCGUGGAAGGUCUCUCUUGGGAGAAGGUAUUCGUUGAAAUACUCUCUUGGGAGAAAGUAUUCGUAGGGUUAAUGUUCCCGCCUCAGGGGGUACACUAGCCUGGACUUGCUCCACCCCGACGGAUGACAUCUUUCUUGUGGGUCUAAGAAUAUUAUUUUAUCUUUGAUUAUUGUAAUUCGAGAGAUGAUAUACAUAUAUAUAUCCCCAUGUUGUCAUUUUUCAAUGGUUUUGGCUGUAGGUCUAGCUACUCUGGAAAACGAGAUCCAAUAUUGGCUAACCGGCGAUUAGGAAGAUCCCAGUAAGCACCACGCCCCCGAUAAUGUGUCUUGGAAGAUAGGUAUAAUAACAUGCCAUUUUGAGCCCCACAGAAGACAUACAGUUGUUGACAGCCCCACAGGAAAAAAAUUAAAAGACUUGUUGACCCUUUUGCUUCACCGCAUUUGCCGUGGAAGUUCCCUUAGGAGAAAUAAAAAGAACAAAAAUAUAUAUUAUAAACGAUGAAAAAGUUGGACAUAGCAGACCCUUAGGCAGUGAUCUGUACUGGCAAUACUUUAUUAUGGUCAGUUCGGACUUUUUUGCUUUGUUUGGAGGAGCUGCGGUGAUACUCUAUUAUUGUUAAUACAUCUCGUCGCCAAGAAAGAAAGAUGCACAGUGGUCUUGAUCAAAGAUAAUAUAUCAAAUAUAGUAUGAAUAAUUUUAGGAAAAAUUGUAGGAUCUUUAGAAUUGUUAGGACGGUAUUUUAAGAUAUAAUUUCCAUAUUUGUAUGUCGAAGUAACUUGCAAGCAUUUGGUUUGCCGUCUGCUUUCAAUAAUGACGAGCAGCACUGUUGCUCUGGACUUCAAUAAUCGCUUUUGUUACAUGGCAAAACAAAUGUUAGCAGGAGUUUCUUAGGAUGGUUAAAGUCUGGUUAUCAAUAUAUAAACACAAAUACAAUAGUGUCAAUAUUUAUUGUUGGUAAUAUUACGGCAUUUUAACAACGCACAGCAGAUACUAAUAUGGUCCCGGUUUGUGUCGACUCUUUCAGUCAAGGCUAUUUUUCCGUCACCGCUCUGGUUUAACCCUUUAAAAUGAUGUUGUGACUUAGGUUUAGAAAUGUCUUUACUAUGUUCCCAAUUUCACCAGUAAUAUUGCAAAUGCCUAAACUAUAUUAUUUAAUGUUUAAUGACGUGGUUGUUCAGCUUAGUAAUCUAGCUCUGACGAUCAAGUAGAGAAGCCCUCGCUCGAGCAAAGACAGUUUCUAUGUCUCUCCAUUAAAUACGGGUCAAAACGCACAAUAUCACACACACGCUACUUCGCGUUUAGUUUAGCUUCUCGUGUUGCGUUCUCGGGAGGAGGAGGAGGAGGUGAAGAAUUGAUAAUGAUGAUGAUGAUGAUGACAGUGGUGGUGGUCGUGGUGGCGAUGGUGAUGAUGAUGAUGAUGAUGAUAGUGAUGAUCGAGGAUCUCUGUGUCAUAGAUCAGUGAAAGGGUUAAUGAGAUGGGGAUUAUGAAGAUAAUUAUAGUCUUCAUGGAGGUGAUGAAGCUGGAAAAGGCUAGUGUAAACGUAUCCCGUUUUUAGCUGCCCUUUAUACGUUCGAAGGUUUGAGUCCCAAGACCACACUUUAGAUAGAGAGCAAAAUAAAAUUGACAUAUGAUUAGUGGAGUAGAUCAAGAACAAAAUAUUCAGUUAAUAGGCAAACGAGAAAGGAAACAAUCCAAUCAAGAACAUGAGUAGAGAUCAGUACUGAUACAAACAAACAAGUUCAAUAGUUCAAUAACCUACACGUUAACAUGUUAGUGAACGUUCCGAAGGUUAACCAGAUUACUCCGGGUGUGUGUGAAGAGUAAUCGGCCAGUUCCCGGGCAACACCGGUAACUACCUGGCCCUUGCUCAGGUACUGUUUGCAGCCUCGGCCCGUGCUGUGCGAGGAGUUGCGUGCUCCAGUAGCAUUAUAUACUUUCUCUUUGGAAUUCUGGCGGCCUUUUCCUGUAAUACAUGAUUUUAAUGUUUUGCCAUAUUGUGAGGUCUAUAUUCGCCAUUUGAUAUGUUAUGUCAUGGCUGUAAUAGACUGAUAUUUGUAGUAUGGAGUCAAUAUUAGCUCAUUAUGUGGUUUACACUCUGUGUAAAGGUAGAAAUGUGGGAUCCUAGGAUGAUAAAAAUAGUUUUUUGUUACAGUUUUAUUUGUUUUAACAAAAAUGUCAUUCUAUUAUUUACAAUGUACAAGAGAGGAAGAUGGCCUGGACUAGUAUUGCUUCAGAGCGUGGUAACACUUUAAGCAGGUUUACUGGCAAGAACGCACUCUGAAUUUACAGUCUAGGUCAUUUUUCUCACACUAUGGUCGUAGCGGACCUUGCACUGCCUGUAGCGGUCUCUAUCUGUUCUCUUCCGCUGGUGUAUUGAACUGCCCUGGAGACGGCACUGUGCUAACAUACUGAGGGAAUGGGCCUGCGCUCGGCACUGACCCUCUCGUGCAGGUAAGCGCCUGCAAGAUCUCGCAUGCGAGUUCUGUCAGGAAAGCCAGCUGAUUCAUCCUGUCUCCGAGUGCCCUAAGCACUAUGUAGGCAUCGACAUCCGCCAUGUCAAGAAGGUAGAACAGUGCCUUCUAGUACCAUCCAAUAGACCUGUACGUCCACAAGUUCAGUGAUGACAAAGUGGGAGCAGAUGGCUAAUGGUGUGGAUUCGCUGUGUAGGUCGGGAUGUUUAUCUCCAGGACAGCCAGAGAACCCGGAGCACCUUGGCAUGUUCUCCCACUUGCUCCACUCGAACUCAAAAGCAUUCUGUUCCCACACUCGAGCUCCAGCAGUAGACAGCGGCUUAUCCGAGGCUAGACCCGUGUUGUGCUGGGACACGUAAUCCAGCUCGGCCAUUGCCGCUGCCGUUUACAGAUGACCUCGACCCCUCGUCUGAACUCUCGUCGUUUUGCGACGUUGCCGAGGGUGCGGCCGAGGUAGAAGGCCGCAGGUCGUUUGGCAGAGUAGGAGCUUCGGCAGUAGUAUCGUAAAGGAAUCUAGAGCUCGAGCAGUUAGGAGGCAUCUCCAGGGAAGCACAGAAGAGAAUAAUUUACCAACAACAGCAACAUCAGUGAUAUAAUAGAUUUAUGUCAACUCAGUUUAUAGAAAAUUGUAACCAGGCAAAUCACGCCAAAUUCCUUUCCCCGCCAAAACCAGUAAUAACUAAAGGACACUUGGACUGUACAUGGCAUUGCAGUACCCUCUUUGAUUGCAAUUUUUAGCUGAACCUUGUCUAUUAUGACAAUGAUAAGUAUAAGUCUCAUUAUAAUUAUCAUGAUUAUCCGCUAAUGAUGAAAAUACACUUCGAGUAAAGAAAGUACAAUCUGCACGCCACUCCUCGUAUGGCACGGACGUCUUGCCACCGCCGGCAAGGCCGCCGCACGACCUACAUGCCACCGGAGACACGACCGCUGACACCAUGGCAUGUUUGUCUUGCCACCCGGAGUUAUUGAGGUUAAUCGCGAUCGCCCAUCGAGAACCACGUCUGCUACUGCCAUCUAGAAAGACACCGAGACCGGACGGUGGCCUCGGUGGGCGUGUGGUGUGGGCGGCAGCAAGAGACACGGGAAGGGCGCGCCCGGAAGGAGGUGGCCACGACUUCAGGCCUCGUUUCGUCGUCUUCGUCGUCACUGGUGCUCAUGAGCUGCUCUUUGUAAGGAGGCAGAAACUGGCUCUUCUCGAGACAAAUUACGGCUUUGUUUUGGACUAGUUAGAAUGAAUGCGCUGUAUUGCUCUCUCCUUAGAAGAAAAAAAUAUAUAUAAAUAAAAUACAUGAAUCAAGAUGUUGCGCGACCGGUCUGCAUGCGCGCCGGAGGGUUGUGGGUGUUGUCCACAUGAGCGUUCCACGUGUGUUCGUCUGGAGGGUCGGGCGGCCACGUCCGGCCGCGGGGGGCAAGAAGCCCUAGCCUUGGGGGGGGAGGUUCGGUUGCCGACGCGCACGCAGACCGGCCGGGACGCCAACACCUAUAUGCGUCACGCGUUUUUGGUGCCGUAGUUUGGCUGCCGCAAAAGCUUCGUUCUCCAAUGAGGUCGUUCUCGAUACCAAGUCUUUUUUUUCGUCUCAUUUCUAAAUGAAGCGUUUAUUAUUGAUUUUAGCCCGUUCGACUGUGUUCUGCCCCCCCCCCCCCUCAAAAAAAAGUCCGUGUACGUGGUCUAGGCUCUGUCGUCUCCCUUGGUUAGUGUUUGUGCUUAUGCAUGAGGAAUGGAGUAAACCUUCUCUCUUCAUUGGACAGUUAUGCAUAGUUUUGAAUAUACAUUACUUAAAGACGAUCUUUAGGGUGGACAGUUCAUUUGACAUCUUUGUAAGCAACGUUCAGGGGCUGGUGUGCGGCCCCCGGCGAGAGAAAUGUUGUAUAGUUGUUGUUGGAGUGAUAAUCACCUUGGAAUUUUAUUUGAAACAAUGUAUAAUUUUUGUAGACUAUCUAGUGGUCACAACCUUUUCUGUGAUUGUACAUGCAACUCUGGGUCAACAGCAGUUUUAUGACCGUAUGAUGUGGUCUUAAACAGUCAUUGCAUUUGCAAGUAAUUUGCAGAUGCAAGUUUCUUACCACCACAGAUAAUAAAUAGUACAUCACAAUAAACCAACAUGUGACCAUAGAUCCAAAAUGAGACUACCACAAUCUCACCAGAAUGCAAGAGAUUUCCACAUGGUAAAGUGACCAUUACGUACUACUAGAAUAAAGGCUAUUAUUGUGCUACAACACGCUCACACUGCCAGGGCGGGCCUUGGGGACAUGGGCGGUUCCUGGACUCCCCUCUCCCCCAUCCCCCCCAAGUCCCACCACCCUUUGACACGGGUCACAUCCUGCGUGUCCACUUGAUAUGGAAGUAAAGAGGUCAGACAUCA